This is a messenger RNA of Exophiala xenobiotica, 723 nucleotides long. RefSeq lists its product as uncharacterized. The record is from RefSeq and is a predicted model, not a curated record. The transcript has a single exon. Bases 12 to 677 code for a protein of 221 amino acids. NCBI's taxonomy places the organism in Eukaryota, Fungi, Ascomycota, Eurotiomycetes, Chaetothyriales, Herpotrichiellaceae.
CUAUUCAGAAAAUGCUGAAUGCAUCGGCCCUGCAAGCCUUCGAGGUGGCAGUGCCGGCGAAUGCUCAAAAAGCCAGUGACCAAAGUCUACCCGACCUGCUCAGAUGUUACCAGAAACUCUCCACCAGGGAGUGGCUCCACACGUUAUCGGACCAAGCAUCUGAAUACAGGAAUUGGAAGGUCUGCUCCAUCACGUGGAUCAAGGCGCUCGCCUCUCCCUUCUCUCAUGAGUUUCUUCAAUUCAUUGCCGAGGACGCCGUGACCGGUCGACGCAGUCGCAUUGCUGCUGGUCGCGAAGAGAACGGGGAUUGGGUCCUGGUAGGCUGGGAUUGGGCUUCUGGGCAGACGCCUUCGGAUCAUUACAAAUUGCCGCUCCCUUUGCUCAGCCUGGAAUUCGACGAUCCGCAAAGACGGCCCAACAUGUAUGACCUGUCUCAGGUUCUAGCCGCGAUAACCGAACGACAGCCUUACUACAGGUUCCGGAGAGAGAUGUGUUGGUGGUACGCCGAGACUGCGCUGGAUGAUAUGAAGACAAAGUAUGGUGGCUCGAUCAAGGAAUGGCAAUGGUCCAGAUAUAGGUAUUCUUUCAUUGUCAAGACGAGCUUGAUUCGACGGAAGGUUCUGACAAAACAUGCUGAGGCUUUCAAGACGCAAUUGGCGGAGGAGCUGAAUUACUGAGGUGCACAUAUACCUGACAUCGUACCGUAUUUGAGUAAAAAUCCAG